Messenger RNA from Poeciliopsis prolifica (blackstripe livebearer), 988 nucleotides. Its product is annotated as H-2 class I histocompatibility antigen, Q9 alpha chain-like. The record is from RefSeq and is a predicted model, not a curated record. Gene Ontology annotation, biological process: immune response. Gene Ontology annotation, cellular component: external side of plasma membrane. Bases 56 to 988 code for a protein of 310 amino acids. The transcript has 4 exons. NCBI's taxonomy places the organism in Eukaryota, Metazoa, Chordata, Actinopteri, Cyprinodontiformes, Poeciliidae.
AAGGGAAGAGGAGAGAAGUUAUAAAUGAUAAAAAUGUAGUUGUGAAAAGGCUAAAAUGAGAAUCUGGUCUAUUUUCCUGGUUUUUCAGGGAAUACAAAGCACAAUAUCAGGGCGUCAUUCUCUGCAGUAUUUUUAUACUGCAUCGUCUGGAAUCCAUAGUUUUCCAGAGUUUGUGGCUGUUGGUCUGGUUGAUGGAAACCAGUUCAUGUAUUAUGACAGCAGCAUUAAGAAAGCGAUUCCCAAACAGGACUGGAUGAAGAAAGUCACAGAGGAUGAUCCACAGUACUGGGACUUUCAAACACAUAAGUUAUCAAGAACCCAGAUGUCCUUCAUGAACAGCAUCGAAGCUGCAAAGCAACGAUUCAAGCAAACUGGAGGUGUUCAUAUCUUCCAGAAUAUGUAUGGCUGUGAGUUUGAUGAUGAAUAUGAAGAUGUUCAAGGUUGGGAAAACUUUGGUUAUGAUGGAGAGGACUUCAUCGCAUUUGACCUGGAAACACAGAGAUGGUCUGCUCCAGUACAUCAGGCUUUAAUCACCAAAAACAAAUGGGACGACGACAAAAGGAAGACGGCACUGACAAACAACUACAUCACCCAAACUUGUCCUGAUUGGCUGAAAAAUUAUUUGGAUUAUGGGAAGAACUCUCUGCUGAAAACGGAUGUUCCUUCAGUGUCUCUCCUCCAGAAGUCUCCAUCCUCUCCAGUCUGCUGCUUCGCUACAGGUUUCUAUCCCAGCAGAGCUGAGAUGUUCUGGAGGAGAGACGAAGAGGAGAUUCAUGAUGGAGUAGAUAAACGGGAGAUUCUUCCUAACAAUGACAGAACCUUCCAGAUGAGCGUUUACAUCGAUCUGUCAUCUGUUCCUACUGAGGACUGGACAAAGUAUGAAUGUGUGUUUCAGCUCCUUGGUCUCAAAGAUGACCUUGUCUUCAAACUGGAGAAAACACAAAUACUGAGCAACUAUGGUGAGAAUAAAAUGAGAACUGAAGGAUAA